AUGUAUCUGAAGGCCACGAAUGCUGAAGCCGUUGCAAUGGAGCAGAAUCUAUGGGAAGGAAUAGCUAGAUUUGACGUGUCUGCGUUGAUGGCAUUAUUGGAGAGGGUUUUGAUGCAAGUUGAUCCCGAGAAGACUGUGUACUGCAUCAUAGACUCCAUUUCAGAUUAUCAAUCUGUCUUCCAUGAUUGGGCCGACCCCACCCUCUACGUCUUGCAAUCUCUCCACCGGCUUGCCGACAGGCGCGAUCAAACACCGCGAUUAACGCUGCUCAUGACGAGUGCGAAUAGAACAAAAGAUGUUCCGUUGAUCGUCAAUCAGGCGAGUGGGGAAUAUGUUGCUCUAAGAUCCGGCAGAUCUGAUGAACGUCCCAUACACAGACAGGCAUUUGAUCGAGAUAUUUGUACUCUCAUGCAUGCGCGAUCUUACAAGUCUGAUUUCUCUAGCCCAUAACCCAAAUUUUUGGAAAGAGAGGCAAGAUGAAAGCAGUAUUUUUGUUGGUGUCAU
Messenger RNA from Periconia digitata, 504 nucleotides. Lineage: Eukaryota; Fungi; Ascomycota; Dothideomycetes; Pleosporales; Periconiaceae. The record is from the annotation of a GenBank genome assembly.